AGUCUAGUGCCAAAAUGACAGACCCUUCGCAGUCGCCUGGGCUGGCUUCACAUCUGGAGCGCAAUGCUGAUAAUGGCUAUAUUCCCGGAGAUGAUACCUGGACACAAUGGCGCAAUAUUUUUUCGGUCUUAACGGGCAAAAUGACGGACGAAGGAAAGGAACAAUUCCGUGUUGCGCGAGAUAUCCGAAAUGAAGCUGCUGAUUGCAAUCGCUGCGAGGAGCAGCGCAAUUUCCUUCUACAAUACAGUCCCGUUAUUCGCUAUUUGAGCGACAAUAUUCGACAGCUCGGAGGAGACCUUCACAAUCACAACAUCUAUUGUCGCCGAUGCACAAACAGGAAGGCCGGUGGUUUCGAUCCUGAAUACGGCAUUCUGAUAUGUGCAAAUGAAAUGAAGGACCAAGGACAUCUGGAGGAUACAAUGGCACAUGAAAUGGUGCAUGCCUAUGAUCACUUAAGAUUCAAAGUCGAAUGGACCAACAACCUGAGGCAUGCAGCUUGCACAGAGAUUCGAGCCAGUUCGCUUAGCGGCGAAUGCAGAUGGGCGCGGGAGUUUUUCCGGCGAGGCCAGUGGAAAUUCACACAACAGCAUCAAGAAUGCGUUCGGAGAAGGGCUGUUCUAUCCGUGAGGGCAAGGCCCGGUUGCAAAGACGAAGCCCAUGCGCAAAAAGUUGUUAAUGAAGUUUGGGAUAGUUGCUUCAGAGAUACACGACCCUUUGAUGAAAUUUAUCGGUGACGUGAAUAUAUGAUCCCCCCUCUCUUUAGCCAUUCCAUUCUACGAUUGUUUUAUUAUAUUUCCUUUGGAAUGUAUUAGAUUUGAUGAUGACAAGUUUGAAAAGAAAAAGAAGAAGAGAAAGAAAAAGAGAAAGAAAAACGAAUAUCAACAUGACACCAUAUCCUAGAGAUUUCCAAACUCCUAAAGAAGAGGGAAAAUAGAGGCAAUAAAAUAUUAAUCGAAACACCAAUAU
Molecule: messenger RNA, 966 nt
Organism: Aspergillus ruber CBS 135680
Lineage: Eukaryota; Fungi; Ascomycota; Eurotiomycetes; Eurotiales; Aspergillaceae
Product: mitochondrial inner membrane protease ATP23
Exons: 3
Coding region: 15-734 (239 amino acids)
Biological process (GO): mitochondrial protein processing; mitochondrial proton-transporting ATP synthase complex assembly
Cellular component (GO): extrinsic component of mitochondrial inner membrane
Molecular function (GO): metalloendopeptidase activity
Source: RefSeq, a predicted model, not a curated record